Molecule: messenger RNA, 308 nt
Organism: Funneliformis geosporum
Lineage: Eukaryota; Fungi; Glomeromycota; Glomeromycetes; Glomerales; Glomeraceae
Source: the annotation of a GenBank genome assembly
CUGAUAAAACUGAAUAUGUUCAUUCUUUAUCUAAAGGAUAUAGAAAAUUGGUCAAUUAUAUUCAUGAUCAUAGUAACUCUAACAAAUUAAACCAACUCAUGAUAAAAUUAGAUAAAGUUACCAGCCAACUUGAACAACUGCAUGAUGAUUUCAGAUUUACUAAUGAAAGAGUUACCACUAUGAAAAUACUCUUAAAUGUUUACUUCACCUCUCCUAAACAAGCUACCACUAUCAAAGCCAGUCUAACUGGUAAAAAAAUGAAAGAUGACUAUAUUAUGAAAGCUGAUAUUGACACUUCUGAAUCAAUU